ACAGAGGACAGGACUGACGGGACCAUGUCGGAGCUGGUGGCAGAGCCCAGGCCCAAGCCGGCGGUGCCGGUGAAGCCGGUGGGCAUCAGCUCCAACCUCCUGGGCUACAUCGGCAUCGACACCAUCAUUGAGCAGAUGAGGAAGAAGACCAUGAAGACGGGCUUUGACUUCAACAUCAUGGUUGUCGGUCAGAGCGGCCUGGGCAAGUCCACCCUCAUCAACACCCUUUUCAAAUCCCAAGUGAGCCGGAAGUCAGCGAGCUGGAAUCGCGAGGAGAAGAUCCCCAAAACGGUGGAGAUCAAGGCCAUUGGCCACGUGAUCGAGGAGGGCGGAGUCAAGAUGAAGCUGACGGUCAUCGACACGCCCGGCUUCGGAGACCAGAUCAACAAUGAGAACUGCUGGGAGCCCAUCCAGAAGUACAUCAAUGAGCAGUAUGAGAAGUUCCUGAAGGAGGAGGUGAACAUUGCCAGGAAGAAGCGCAUCCCGGACACGCGUGUGCACUGCUGCCUCUACUUCAUCUCUCCCACCGGACACUCGCUCAGACCUCUGGACCUGGAGUUCAUGAAGCACCUCAGCAAGGUGGUGAACAUCGUCCCCAUCAUCGCCAAGGCCGACACCAUGACCCUGGAGGAGAAGAUGGAGUUCAAGCAGAGGGUCCGGAAGGAGCUCGAGGUGCACGGCAUCGAGUUUUACCCCCAGAAGGAGUUCGACGAGGACCUGGAGGACAAGACGGAGAACGACAAGAUCAGGCAGGAGAGCAUGCCCUUUGCCGUGGUCGGGAGCGACAAGGAAUACCAGGUCAAUGGCAAGAGGGUCCUGGGGAGGAAGACCCCGUGGGGAAUCAUCGAAGUGGAGAACCUCACACACUGCGAGUUCGCCCUGCUCAGAGACUUCGUCAUCAGGACCCACCUUCAGGACCUCAAGGAAGUCACCCACAACAUCCACUACGAGACCUACCGGGCCCGGAGGCUCAACGACAACGGCGGCCUCCCUCCGGCGCCUCAUCCAUCAAAUCUCACCUCCUUCAAGGGCUUGGGAAAAUAAAGCCCGGAGUCGCUAGCCUGAGCAGG
Messenger RNA from Gracilinanus agilis (Agile Gracile Mouse Opossum), 1070 nucleotides. RefSeq names its product septin 3 (gene SEPTIN3). The record is from RefSeq and is a predicted model, not a curated record. Gene Ontology annotation, biological process: cytoskeleton-dependent cytokinesis. The transcript has 10 exons. Gene Ontology annotation, cellular component: septin complex; cell division site; neuron projection. Lineage: Eukaryota; Metazoa; Chordata; Mammalia; Didelphimorphia; Didelphidae. Gene Ontology annotation, molecular function: molecular adaptor activity; GTPase activity; GTP binding. Bases 25 to 1044 code for a protein of 339 amino acids.